AGUUGACCAGGAGUCCUGCCCAGUGAGGGACAACCUCCUCCUCCUCCUCUCCUCCUCCUCUUCCAGCGGCGACAAGUGCAGAGAAUCGACGGAGGAGAAUUGAGCAAAUUAUCUACUUUUCCGCUCUCCUUCCUGGACGGUAACGAUCGGCAGGUCCCGGCUCUCCGCACGCCGUUAUCGAGCGAGUCACGGCUGCCCUGAUUGUCGUCAAUAAGCAGGGGAACGGGGCCGGAGUUUCGGCUGGGGGGGGGUUUCCCGGUAGAUGAUGCCCUUUCCUGCGGGCCGGUGAGAAGCAGCUCCGACCCCCGGCUUCCCUCCAGCAGCUCCUCCUUGUUGUUGAUGCGGAGGUGAUGGACGGUCCUCUCCGCCGCCCAGCGGGGAUCCUCGGCUCCCCCCCGGCUUCCGGGAGCCAGCCCGCGGGCUCCGACAUGCUCACCUCGGGCGGCAGCAGCAGCAAGCCUCUCGCUUUCUCCAUCGACCGAAUUAUGGCCAGAACGCCCGAGCCCAAGUCGAUACCGCUCCCCAGCUGGUUCCAGUCCGCUCCCGUGGGGAAACCCGACGUGUGUCCGUCCUCGCUACAUUGUAUGAUCCCUCUGGUACCGCUCAGCUACGAGUCGGGCCACCGGCUCAGCAUUAGCGGGCUGGAUCCGGGCCACUUGGACGCGUCUUCUCUGGGCGCGCCCGCAGACCUGCUGGGCUUCGGGCUGAACUAUAAGAACCAGCAGGAGGAUUCUGGGAGCCAGAGCGGCCAGUACAAACUCUUCAGACCCCGGGUGGUGAACCAGUCCUCCUUCCCCGCCACCAUGGGCACCGUGUGCUACCUGAACUGCGGCGGGGACGGCGGCGCGUGCCCACCCCCGGCCGGCCUGGUCAACCUGCACCCCAUGGCCUCGUACCUGCUCAGCGCGCGGCACAAAGCCUUCAUGGCGGAGAAGAGCAAACCGGGCCUGCAGCAGGCCGUGGAGCGGUUCCCGGUGUCCGGGGUCCAGGCCUUCAAGGAGCUGUCUCAGAGUCAGAUCCAGCACUACAUGAAGGAGCGGGACCAGAUCCUCACGGACAAGAUCUUCAAGAGCUCCGCGGCGGCAGCAGCAGCCCGGCUCAGCGGCUCCUGUCCCGGCAGCAAACCCAAAGUCUUCACCUGUGAGGUCUGCGGAAAGGUGAGGAACCGAUUUUUUAAUUUUAUACCUGAUCCAGGAAACCGAACCGGAUCACAGAGUCCAUUCUGGGUUUUUGCCCUCAGAUUUCUCAGUUUAGUUUAGGAAUGGAAAAAAUUAAGCUUUAAAUCUGACUUUUCCUGACUUCCUAAUAGUAAAAUAUUGAUGAAUGAAAAAAAAUGAAAGAAAAUGAAUUUAUAGGUUCCAUGAUGCUGAGAAAUUAUCGGGAUAGUGAUCGAAUUAAAAGACUGAAAUUAUCCGAUAAUCACCAAGAAAACCACUUUAACCCUUUGACAUCAGUUUGAUCUCUCUUUUUUUGAGAAAAACUACAAAUUAAAAUGGUUUGUAAAAUAGUGAACAAAACUUAACCGGUCAGUUUCUGAAUAUUUUAGGUUUUAAGGACGCUUGAUUUUUAAUUAAUUUGAGUAAAGAGACAAAAGAAAGAAGAAGAAAUCGAGAAAAGAGAGAAAAAAAUUACAUAAAUUACAGUUUAGAAUGGCAUCAAUUUUCAUAAAGCAUCAAGUUAAUUAGAGUAAAUUAUUGUUUUUAUUUAACUGAAACUUUUCCCGUUUUAUUGUGACUCUACAUUUGGUUUAGUCUUGUUCAGAGAAAUAUUUAGUCACGGAAAGAAAUAUUGAAGUUAAAAACUAAAAAUUGUUUUUUGCUCCAAAAGUGAUAAACGUGAAAUAUUUUGACACUUGGGCGAAAAAACGUGAAUUAAACUAAAUCAGCGAUAUUUACUAUUUGAUAAAGACGUUUUUUUUCAGUGGUGUUUUCAUGUUUGUUACAGUGAUGUAAAUGAUUAAUUUUCAUUUGAAGGCCCAUUAAUCACCACUGAAACAUGUCCGUUUUUUAGAUUUUAUCUUACUGUAAAAAGUAAAAGAUUUGGGCUGUUUAUUUUUCCCUUCUACUCGUGACUUCAGAUUAAAAUCCUCUGGAUAAUCCCUGAAGUGGGACUCAGGAGGGCCGAUAUAAUCCAGCCUAUAAUUUGGGUUAUUUUGGAAAGCAGCCAGGCUGAAAUAAAUGACCAGUUUUUUUUAUGUUUUAACCACUUAAAACUCAAAUUUUAUCAUAUUAAACCGAGUAAAAUUAACGAGUAAAGUUAGUAUGACGUUAUUUAAAAAAAAUCCUGGUUCAACAUCCAUGACUCUUCGAUGCUCUGUAAACGUGUGUGUUUUUGUUUGAGUAUUUUUGUGUUUAUUUUGAUGUUUUUUGUUGUUUUUCUCUCUCAGGUGUUUAACGCUCAUUACAACCUGACCCGCCACAUGCCCGUGCACACGGGCGCGCGACCGUUCGUGUGCAAAGUUUGCGGGAAAGGAUUCCGGCAGGCGAGCACGCUGUGCAGACACAAGAUCAUACACACUCAGGUAGCCUAGUACACACACACACACACACACACACACACACACACACACACACACACACACACACACACACACACACACACAGUUUGUUAAUCCAGUUAAUGCCAAUGUUUUAUUUUAUCUCCAAGGACGUUUUAUUUUUAUUCAAAUAUCAUCCAUGUCGAACAGUUUUGAUUUUUGAUCCCAUUGAGACGUCACAACGUCAUUUUCUUUAACGCUCGAACGUUCCUUUCCACGUUAGAACGUUUUCUUCUGAGGAAAUAUUUACAAAAUUAUAAUUUUCUUGAAUUGUUUUCGUUCCAUUUCAUUUUAAUUUUUUUUUAAAUUUAAGGUGGUUUUGACGUCACGAAAGACGUCAAACCAACUGUGAAAUAUUUCCCGCCAUAUUUCCCAGUUUUAAGAGACCUGUCAAUCAAAAUAUGAGUGACAGCAGUAAUUUCCAAUCAUGUUUUUUAAUUUGUUGGGGGUGGGACUUGUAGUAGAAAUGGCGGUUUUCUUUCUUCUUCGCUUAAACUACUGAACACACUUUGAUUAUUUUUAUUUUAAACAGUAAACUAUCGUUGAGACAUGCUCAUAAAUAAAGUCUGAGGGUGUUUAUUUUGUUUAAGACAAAAGUAGAGCUCAUUUAAACAUGACAGAACCUUACAGUGAAUCCAUGAACCUUCUUUUUAGUCCGUGUGAUAUAUGUAAACAUUAAUCUAAGUCUCUGAUGUGUUUCUUAAUCUUGUGUCGAAGGAUAAAUCUGGUUUAUUUAACUUACACCGGGUUAAAACUGUGAGUUUGGCUCUCUGCUCCGGUCUGUUUGUGGUGUUUGAGCUCCUCCUGUGGCGCCAUCCUGACAUGGAAAUAUAUCUUUAAUACUCCCACACUAAUAACAAAACCAUUUCCACAUGAAACACCUCUAAAUUACCCCGUAAAUAUCUCGACAUGUGAGUUAGGAUUACAGAUCUACAGCUGCUCAUCCAUCACAGUAAAACAUCAACUCUUUCUCUUCUGCACUGGAGUCAUUUACCUUUUCGUGUCUUCAGGAAAAACCGCACAAGUGUAACCAGUGCGGGAAAGCCUUCAACCGCAGCUCCACCCUCAACACGCACACGCGCAUCCACGCGGGAUACAAACCGUUCGUGUGCGAGUUUUGCGGGAAAGGAUUUCAUCAGAAAGGUGAGGAAAUACCACAACACAUCCUGUUGUUUCUCGACUCUUCAACCUGAAACUUAAAGACGUAGAUUUAAGGACUUCUGAAUGAUAAUAUCAGUGGAAAAACAACAGUCAGUAAAGGAGGUUUAAGUGGUAAUUUAUCAAAUAUGUGUGAAAAUUGUUCCAAAUUUGAAGUUUGGUAGAAGUCAAGUAUAUUCCCAUUACAAAGAGUUAAAUAUUCAGCAGCAGCAUCAUGUCCAGAAACCUUAAAUAGAGAAUAUUAACAAUAAUACAUAAACAAAACAUGCUGCAUAUGAAAUAUAGAUGUUGCAGUGCAGAGAUUUACAUUUGUGCAGGAUGAUAAAAAUGCAGAAUCUAGAUUUAUAAGUAUUAAAAAUAUAAUGUGCAAUAUAACCGACUAUUUUGAGUCCAGUGUGAGUCAAUGUGAGGCACAAACAGUGAUUAUCUGUGGUGAAAUAUCCUCCACAGAGACAAAACUCCUGAUAAAUCAUUUUUAUUUUUAGGGUUAAUUUAAGACACGGUUAAAAAAUUCAGGAUGAACUCUUUGCUUUUUUUGCAAUAAUAAAUUAUAAUAACAGGCAAGGUAACGGACAUUUAGAUUAGCAUCUCAGACUGUAUGUUAGGGAGCAGCUUCUGUCAGCUGUCAGUCAAUGUUUUGAUUGUUUUUAAUGAAACUGGAAAUAGUUUACAAAAAUUUAAAUGUAAAAAAAUCACCUGAAAAGUUAAAAAUACAAAAAUUGAUUUAGGAAACUUGGGAACAAGACGAUUUUUUCCGUUUUAUUUGGACGUUGUAAAUUCCACAAUACUUUUUUUUUUUUUUUUUUUAUCGAAUAAGGAUGGUGCACAUAAAUCAACAUCAGCAACGUGCAUCAGUAUAAAUCUACCAGAAUUAGUCCAUGUAGAAGUUCAGGGUAGAUACUUACAAAAACCAACAUGUGGAUGUUCUUUGUAAUGAGCAACAAAUUGGCAGAAAAAAAUGAUGUUUCACACUGCAUGCCUAGACGUUUGGGGUGACCCAACAAGGGUCUGGAUAUUGGCAGGAUUAAAUGAUUUUAUUUUGUUCCAAACAUAAAAUGGAAAUACAGAAAAUAAUAUUACACAAAGUAGGAAGUACGAUAUAAUACAAGCCUGCCAAACAUAUCCAGAGUAAGUGUGCACAUUAACAUCAGUAAAAAAAACAUUCAUUAUUUCUGUUUUCACUUUCCUCUUUUACAGCUUUUGGUUAAUAUCAGUGAUCUGUAAAAUUUUAAUCUGAAGUCGAAAUUAAAGGCGCAGACAGAAGAAAAUCUGUUACAUUUAAAUUAGCCAAUCAAGAGGGGGGCAGGGCCACCCCUGGCUGCACCUGUGGACACACCCCUGUUAAAAACCGAGUUCAAACUGAGUCAACAAAAGCGGUCAUGAUGUUAAACAUGAUCUGUGAGAUGAAACUAACACUUGGUUUCAGUAGCUCUGUUCUCUGCUAGAAACAAGUCCAGAGUUUGCCCACAACGUAAAAAUACAAGAUCGAAUGAUCACAUCACAGCCUUUCAAUAAAAGUUUCCCAGCAGAAUGAUGCUGAUUGAUGCCUGAAAUGUUUUAUUUUAAUCUUAAUUAAGACUUAGUCUUGCGUUUGCAUCUUUUAUGUUGUUUCUCAGUCGUCAAACACAGCAGGAAGGUCAGCCUUUGAAGGAAAUAACGAAGUUUUCUUUAAAUGCAGCGAAGAUCUCUCAACAAAACUAACUGAGUUUCCAAUUACUAUUUUUCUAUAAUGCUUCAGGUCGACAAAACACCUUAUAUCAAUGCCGUUUCACAAUAAAAUAGAUUUUUAAUUAUUCCUAAAGAGGUGUUUGUGCAUUCAAACUGAAUGAAUUCAAGUUUGUUUUGGGUUUGCAACAAAAUUUUAUUGAGUUUGUGGAUUUUUUUAUACUGGAAAACAUUUUGGUGACGAUAUAUUACCCAAACUUUACCCAUUAUACUCUGGGUUAUGAUGCUUUAUGACAGCUGUUAUUGGAUUAUCUCUGGAGUAUUUCUCAUUCAUGUUUUCACUUUCAAACUGAACAAACUGUGCUGGAUUUCCUUGUUUCCUGACUCCUCUUCGAUGUCCGUCCUCAUGCAGGAAACUACAAAAACCACAAGCUGACGCACAGCGGGGAGAAGCAGUUCAAGUGCUCCAUCUGCAGCAAGGCGUUCCACCAGGUGUACAACCUCACCUUCCACAUGCACACGCACAAUGACAAAAAGCCCUUCACCUGCCCCACCUGUGGAAAGGGCUUCUGCAGGAACUUUGACCUGAAGAAACACAUCAGGAAGCUGCACGACCCGGCGGGCCCGCAGUCGCCCCCACAGGCCUGAGCGCUGCACACUGCUGCUCCGCUUCAUCCCCAAAAAACGCCCAAAAAACCACAUCAGGUCUGGAACUGAGCUGAAACCUUCAUAUGCCUGCUUUACAAAGUCCUGAGGGAGUUCAGGUGAAAACUGUUUUCAUUUUUGGAACUUCUGCCCCCUGAUGUGUGUGAUUCACCGAGUACACUCCCCUUAAAAUCUCCUCUGACAUGAAUUUGGCUGUCUUUCUUCUACCAGCCAUGAAUUCCUCAAAUCCUUUGUGCUGAUUUUAAAGCUUAUUUAAUUUGUCAUUUUGUGGAAAAUAAAUUUGAUUUGACCCCUCUCGUGCCAAAAUACUUAAAAAAACAACAACAACAGAGGCCGUAAAUAUCUGAAAAUUACUCCCUUAAACUGGUUCCGCUUGAAAAACAGGAUUUUCUCCUCUUUGGAGGAUUCAUCUUUUUUUGUGAAAUCCAUCAGUAUUUUCAUGAUUGAACUCUAAUUUCGACCCCUGUCCUCGGCUCAUGGUAGGAGCCAAUCAAAUUGUACAAGUUUUCCCAAACGUGAUCCAGAAGAAACCCAGGAAAAACCUCGUCCUCGACUCCCCUCAGGCCUGUUGACCCCAGUCUCGACCCUUCAUCUUGAACUUGACCCUGCAAAAGCCAUCUGGACGCUUCCUCACCCCCUGCAGUGGCCCUUCAGAUCUGUUAUGACCCCUGACCUCUGACCCCUCAGGCCUUAAAGCCGGCCUGAAACUAACCUAAAGAAACCUCUGGCCUGGCCGUGAUGUGUCCGUCGGUCUGGACUCGAAUUAGAGCGAGGACGCUCUGGAGGGAUGAACUGUUCAAACUUUAUCUCUCUGCUGAUUAUUAGCCUGUUAUAUUGAAAAUGGCUAAUUAUUCUAUCUUUAGUCCUGAAAAGUUUCAUUUUUUUUCAUUUACAUCUCAGGAUGUGAGACUGACGAAGACCAGAGAUGUUGAAGAGGUGACACGACAUAUUUCUGACCAGAUUCAAGUUUCAAAACAAGAAUUUUACCAGAAUUAAAAACAUAACAAAGGUGAUAUUUUACUUUUUAUUCAGUCAUUUACCCACUAACCACAUGUUCACGAUACAUUAUCCUGCACAUUACUUGGCCAGACAGCACACACUUGAUUUAAAGAUGAUUUAUUUAAACAGCUAAAAAAAAAAUACUCCCUCUGAUUCCACAGUUGGAAAAUGGCAGCGAAGCGUGAAUCAAACUGGUGUCCAUCCAUAUUUGUCUGGAUUUUUUCCUCGUUCAUGUGACUCAACAAAGUUUUGAGCUUGAACAGCAUUUGGACCAAAUAAUCCAAAGCUAAAACCCCUUUCACACCAAAACUGCUGAUAUUUUCUUCAUAAUUUAAGGAAAUUCACAUCCUGACAUUUUCAGGAAUUUUCCGAUCAUGCAUGCACCUCAGAGCAGGAGAUUUUCGUUUGGUUUAAGGUGUCGGCUGAGUCUGAGUAGAACAUGGCGAUUAAUGGUCAUUGUUUCAAUGUUUAUAUCACUACAAAAUAUAAACAGACAUCUGCACAGAAGGGUAAAAAUCAUCAUACUGACAACUGAGGGGAGCAGUAAAGAUUAUAUAGCAGAAAAACUACAUCCAAUCACUCCCAAACAGUGUCCUGAAUAUUCCCUGAUGUGUACUUACACCCUGACAUGAGGAAAAAUCCCAGACAAGUCAGGUAAAAAGAUGUGACCGUUUUCCGUCAUAUCUGCAGGGGGAUGAACUAGGGGGGGAAAAGAUGGUACAGAGUGUAUGGAGACAUCAUGUUAGGUCCGACAAAGAUUGAAUAAUCAAUGGCUGUCAAUGCAGUUAGGGGCCCCUGGAGAUGGCCUUUGUUGGAAAUUUUCAGGAGUUUCGUGCACGUGUGAAAGAGGAUUGUAUGGUUGGUAUCACAUGAUCGACCCCAGGGGGUGAUCGACUUCUUCCUUAUCUGACUGUCUUGAGCUACGAUCGGCUGUUUUUCACUCCUGCAACUUUUGCGUUUGAGGGUUUCUGUCCUGGAGACCUCCCUCCAGAGUGCAUAAGGUCCCUGCACAUUUCAGUGGAACAUUUCAAGUUGCUAAAGAAUACCUUAAAAAUCAUUUAUAGACUCACCGCUGACCCACAGCCAUGCCCUCUCAGAGAUAGAAACUGCCUUUUUACUGCAGUGCCCACACACAAAGAGUGCACUCCAUGCAUUUAAAUUGGACUCCCUCUUCUCAACAGCACACCUUGAACUUUAACUCUCAUGGAUUUGUUGACGCUCUCUGUGCAAAAUUUGAAUAUUAUUGAAAAAAGUAAUCGCCUUACAAACAUAAAAAAUCUAACUUAUAAGAAAGUUCAGCGGUGGUAAAGCCCAUUUCACUCAGGGAAGACACGGUACAGAUUCUGUUGGAAUUUGUUGGUAUUGCAUUUUAUAAUUACAUAAUCAUUUUGAAAUCAUACAAAACAGAUUAAAACUAUUAAUAAUGCAAGCAUGCCUUUAAGAGUCGGCAGAAAUUAUACUCAGAGCUUCAAAAACCAGACCUCAGCUGAAAUAAACUUAUACUCUCUGGGUUUCAGCAGCACAAAUGAAAUCCUUAAGAGUUCCUACACUGCUGAUCAAAAUUUUUAUGGAAAUAAUGGAAAUAUUCAACUUCCAGUGAGAAAUUUCACCAUGUAAAAUCCAAACUAACACUAGCCAAACAGUUUAUAAGUUUCACCUCCUCAUCUCUGGUCACUCAGUCUGUUCUUCUUCUUUAUUUCAGUCUCAGGAUUAUUGUAAAAAGAAGUGUUUUAUUAUAUUUAUUUUAAAUUGUACC
Messenger RNA from Xyrichtys novacula (pearly razorfish), 8780 nucleotides. The record is from the annotation of a GenBank genome assembly. Lineage: Eukaryota; Metazoa; Chordata; Actinopteri; Labriformes; Labridae.